CCGCCGCCGCCGCUGCCGGCGGAGGAGGAGGAGGAGGAAGGUGGCCAGGCCUGGGCCCCCCGAGCCAUGGAGAUAGAGAAGGAGUUCCGGCAGCUCGACCAGGCCGAUAGCUGGGCCGCCAUCUACCAGGAAAUAACUUGGAUAUGAAGAGUAGAGGCAGGAAAGCUGUGGGCUGUGCAACCUGCAAGACUCUCUGGUUACAGACCGUGGGCUCUGAGAAUCCCAAGUAGCAACUCUUCUGUAACUUCCUAAGCCUUGUGGGUGCAGAGGUAGUUCUGAAUAUAUGAUGGACAUAAGACAUGAAGCCAGUGACUUUCCAUGCAAAGUGGCCAAACUUUCCAAAAACAAAAAUCGGAACAGGUACAGAGAUGUCAGCCCCUUUGACCACAGUCGAAUUAAGCUGCAGGAAAGUGAUAAUGAUUAUAUCAAUGCUAGUUUGAUACAAGUGGAAGAGGCACACAGGAGCUACAUCCUCACACAGGGUCCUCUGCCAAAUACUUGUGGUCACUUCUGGGAGAUGGUUUGGGAACAGAAAAGCCAAGGGGUUGUCAUGCUCAACAGAGUGAUGGAAAAGGGAUCAAUAAAAUGUGCACAAUACUGGCCACAAAAAGAAGAGAAAGAAAUGCUCUUUGAGGAUACAAACUUGCAGUUAACUUUGAUAUCGGAAGAUAUAAAAUCCUAUUAUACGAUACGACAUUUAGAAUUGCAAAACCUGUCAUCACAGGAAACUCGAUGCAUUCUGCACUUUCACUACACAACGUGGCCCGACUUUGGAGUCCCCGAGUCUCCAGCUUCAUUUCUCAAUUUUUUGUUCAAAGUGAGAGAAACAGGAUCACUAAACCCUGAACAUGGACCCAUUGUUGUGCAUUGCAGUGCAGGAAUCGGGAGAUCAGGGACAUUCUGUUUGGUGGAUACUUGCCUCCUUUUGAUGGAUAAAAGGAAAGACCCUUCUUCUGUCAAUAUUAAGCAGGUUCUUCUAGAAAUGAGAAAGUACAGAAUGGGGCUCAUACAGACAGCAGACCAACUUCGUUUCUCUUAUUUGGCUGUUAUAGAGGGAGCAAAAUUUAUUAUGGGAGACUCUUCUGUGCAGGAGCAAUGGAAAGAACAGUCCAAUGAAGACUUGGACCCACCACCGGAACAUACUCCACCACCGAGACCACCCAAACGAACCAUAGAAAUGAAUAAUGGGAGGGUGCAUGAACACGUGGAAUUAUUUCCAGAUCCUCUGGGGGUUGAGGAGAUGAUCAAGUGCACAGUCAGCACUGUGGAAGAGAAGGUGCCUGAUGGCAGAGAUUGCCCAUCUGAGCAACUAGACACGGAAAGCACUAAUCAAGAUACUGAGCUUAGGAAGAGAACUGUUGACACUUCACCACACAGUGAAGAGUUGCCGAAGCCAGAAGAAGAGGAUGACGAGAACAUGAUGACAACUUGGAAACCGUUCCUGGUCAACAUCUGCAUGUUUACUGUCCUCACAGCAGGAGCAUACCUCUGUUACAGGGUAUGUUUUCAUUGAUGGACAUGCCAGCGAUGGUACUGAAAACGCCAGUAACUUGACCGGUGUUUAACCUGUUUCUAUAAAAGCUAGAGGGGGCAUCCAAGCCUUGCUCCAGUGGAAGUAUAUCUUUAAGUUUGAGAAGCUGGAACUUUGGUUAGGGCUUAAAGAGAUAAUUGAUGCACUAGGGUUUAAUUUUAGCCCUAUGGUCCCAAGAAUAAAAUAUUCUAAUCUCAGGGCCUUAAGAUAUUCAGGAGUAAGCAGAGAAUAUGCCAAAUAAGUCUUGUGUUUUGUUUUUGUUUUUCAUUAUUUUUCCUUUUUUUUUUUAAUGGAAUAAUAAGAGUUUACAACACAUUGUUGUUUUUUUUAGUCUCUUAAAGCUGGUUUUUGUUCAGUGUUUUUUCAGAAAAAGAAACUAGGCACAAGUGAAAGUUGCUUGUAUUCUCCAAGUGUUUGUAACCAAAUACAUAAUUGGAUACUUAACAAUAACAAAACCACUACACACCCAUACCCACCCACAUAUACACACACCCCUGACGAAUGUACACCUUUUUGAAAGGGAAGAGCUCUUUCCCACCUGCCUUCUAAAGACUGAGGGUUCAGUCUCUAAAGAACCACUUCUGUGCCACCUCUAUUAAAUCAGUGGCUGCUGCUCAGAAGCCCCAGUGAAUGAAUAGAGAUUGUAUAGUAGCCCCCACCGCACACCCCAGUUGGAUGGCACCCUGAGGUUUUUUUGGGUUUCUUUUGGUCAGGUUUUUUGGCAGUGUAGAUUAUAUGGAUCUGCCUUCCCUUGAGUUAACCAUUCUCAAAUAGAUUCUUGGUUUCUUUAUGUCUGUUAUAACGGACAUCUGCUAUUGCUCAGGGCAUCCCAUCAGGCCAAAUUCUACUACUGUUUUCUCCUUCCUUUUUGGAUAAAAUGAAUUGUAUUCCACCACCACCACCACCUGUUGCAAAUCUUCUGUUGUACUCUCCUUGCACACAUAUGCCUAUUGCAUUGUACCAUCUCUUCUUAAAAGUUGUUCUUCUAUAUAGCCUUGGUGAUAGGGGAAGGGAAAUGCCACCAACACAUGUCCACCAGCAUUUACCAAUUGCUUCAAAGUGUUAGUUUUUAAAAGGACCCUUUUAAAGCCUGAUUAUUUGGAAUGUAAAAUGCAGUUUCACUCUAGACUUGCCACAUGAAGAAUGUGCUUUGUGUUCAGAUUAGAAUUAGUUUUUAAAACCUAUGUUAUAAUAGCUCCUCUGUAUCACAGAGCAUCAUUAGGGAUGUUUCUCAUUAAGUCUCCAGUAGCGAAUGUUGGGAGCAACUUUCUUUUAAAGAGAAGGUCAACAGAAGUGGCAAUAAGAGCCACCAUUAAAUGACUAGAAACUAGUCAAGAUGCAAGCCGCUGCGUUUGUGGUUUUUAGUUUUGUUGACUUUUUGUUUGCGGGAGAGGGGGGUGGAAUUCAAGAUUGGCUUUUGUUUGGUUUAAGAUCAUGCUGUUCAGUAGCCGGUCUUAGGUGUCUGAGUCUUCAGUUGCUUUAGAAAAGGGCCUGCUACCCUAAUUCAGAACAGAUUCAUGGUCCCUUCCCAGUUGUAAGUGGUUCCAUCGGAUGAUGAUUUGAGGUUUUUUGUUUUUGGCACAGCCUAGCUUAAGUGACCAUUGCUGCUAAGAAGGUAGAAAUUUGAUCAAUCAUGAUUUGUUUUAUUUUGCUAGAUAGACCAUUUGACUUGAGUAGUAAGGCUGACUUUGUCAACCCCUUUUUUUGUGAGCACCCCAAAUAAAAAUAGAAAUUCUUUACCUACAGAGCAGAGAUAAAUACAUUCAUUAAGUUUGUAGUUAUUAAAAGUAAAACCAUGACAGCUGAUCUACAGUGAGACUAAUCAGUGCUUUGAAAAUUCUUCAUUCUAGUUUUAUAUAGCACUUAACUACCAUCUUCCCUUUUAAAAAAUAUAUUACGUAAUAGACUUUUCACUCCAUAUUUAUUUCUAUUCUUCACUCUUGCAAAUUUUUGCUCUCCCCCACUUUUCCCCAAGAACCAAUGAGGUGUUAAUUAAGAGUCUUGGUAAUAAAAGUUAAGCUUGCAUAAAGGGCUUUCAAAAAGUACAAUAACAAAAAUCCUCAGGUAGUACUGGGAAUCUUACAAAAAAGUUACCUGUGAGACUGAUCAGAGAAGAAUUUGGAAGAAGGAAUAUUGUUAAGCAGUCAAUAUUUAGUAAUAAUAUUGGAAACAUGAAAAAUACUGAUAUGAGUAUAGAAAAUGGUAUAAUAUAUAAUGGCUCAUCUGUGUAUUUUAUGAUAUGGUAUGUGAUUGCUUUGUCCCCAUCACACUCAUUCAAUAUGAUAUUGUUCAGAAGCAACAUUUGUACCCCAUUUUUAUUCAAAUGCAUGUAUAAGGUCUCCUAAAAGUGUCCGGAUCAAAAACCAUGCACUUGAAAGGUGAAACAAACUUAUAUUUCUGCUUACUGAUGUGCCCAGAUUAUACUUGCAUGAUCUGAUCAUUUAAAUGGCUGUGGUUCCAAGGGUGUCGCUGAAGUGUCUUCAUUCAGCCAAUAGAUUGGUAGAGGUGUGUGUGUGUGUGUGUGUGUGUUUUCUCUUUAAAAAAACAAAAAAAACAGGUAACCUGUACCUUGCCUAAUAUUUGGCAUGACUUUCUAUUCAGAUUUAUACAUAUGCCAUGUAACCCAGUUGUGUAUCACUCAUUUCAGCUGAGUAAGUAUAGUACAAACAUUCCAGAGUGUGUACAAAGUCAUAUUCACACCUCACGUGCGCGCACACACAAACUCACACAGGAGUUUUCUGCAGCAAAUAGCUGAAACCUAAGUUUCCCUGAUAACAUUGAGCUGGCUUGCCAAAACACCCAGAAAGCCAUGUUCUGCAAAGGUCAGUAGAACCAAAGUCUGUGCUUUGUUUCAUAUAGGGAUUUUUUUAAAAAAUCAAAGCUCUUGAAAAUAAGUGAUAAAUGAACCAUAAUCUUCCUCAUAGAGGAAAAUGGUUGAAUUCAGAAUGUGUCUCCUUAGAAUCCACAGUGACUUGAUUGUACUAUCCUUGCAACCCUUCAGCCAGGAAGAAGUAAAGAUCUCUCUCGCUAUCCAGAGAGGGGCAGGGGAAAUCAGCUCCAGCUACCAUGUCCCCUUAGACCAGCCAGUGUAACUAUUUGCCUUUUACCUAUUUGAACUUGAGAGAGACUUGUACUGUAGUGAAAACAUACAGUAGAAUGCCCUAGUAAAGCCCAGUGAGGUGUGUGUAAGGCUUAUAAUGCUGAACUGUAAGCAUUUUGUUUUGAUGUCCAGUAUAUGUAUGUAGUAGUUUGGGUGUGUAUAUACAGUAGCAUUUCAAAGUGGAUGUAUUGGUUAACCUAUUCUUGGCGGGGGGGCGGGGAAUGGAAAAAAAAUAUCCAUGUUUAAACUUGUUAGGAAGUUAGUGAGCUGCUCUGCUAUAUGCCUUAAGCAAAUAUUUACUCAUCAGGUCUUUCUUUUUUACAGAUUGCCAUAGAGAACUUUUUUAAAAAAAAUAAAAUUUAAAAAACAAGCUAAAUGUUUUGGUAUAAUACAUUUUCAGGUAUAUUGUCUUUUGUGUAAGACGCUGCAAUGACUUCACAGUUUCAGUAAAACUGUACAGUUUUUCAACUUCUCAUGCAGAAUUUCAGUUUUCAUUUUAGCUGCAACAAUAAACUUCUUUUGUAAAGAA
Hemicordylus capensis (graceful crag lizard) is the source of this 5160-nucleotide messenger RNA. It is a transcript of the gene PTPN1, whose product is annotated as protein tyrosine phosphatase non-receptor type 1. Lineage: Eukaryota; Metazoa; Chordata; Lepidosauria; Squamata; Cordylidae. The record is from RefSeq and is a predicted model, not a curated record. Bases 284 to 1513 code for a protein of 409 amino acids. The transcript has 10 exons. Gene Ontology annotation, molecular function: protein tyrosine phosphatase activity. Gene Ontology annotation, biological process: protein dephosphorylation.